AUGGCGAACGGCACCCAGCAGAGCCGAGGCAGGGCUGGCAGCCAGGAGCCACGGCACAGCAGGGGCAUCCGCAUGUACUCCCUCUUGGACUCUCAUACCUCCCUAGAAAGCUUCUCCCCUGCUGGCCAAGCACCUUCCAGAAACCAAGAAGCUCUGUGCCCUCCUUCUGAGCUACCAGCCGCCAGGGUGCUGGCUCUAGGCACCACUGAACUUUGCUUCAAGAGUUUGUAUAUCAAAAGAUGCUUGAGGAAGGAACAUAGUAUAGAGACCCGCAUUUCCACCCUCAAGGUUGGAAAAGGGCCACUCUCCAGGAAACAUAGCUUGGGUUUAACCACAGAACAGUAUGAAGACGAUAAACACCCCCUCCUCCCCCUCAGCCACAGCCCGCUUUCUAGCACCUUCUGCCGGGACGCGGCUUAUAUAGACCACGCCAGCCAAUCAGGGGGCAGGACGCGAGAUCGGGAUCGGGAUCGGGAUCGAGAUCGAGAUCGGGAUCGGGAUCGGGAUCGGGAUCGCGAUCCCGCAGUGGAAGUCGUGAGUCUGCAGCCGCCCCCGGGAGCACCGGCCUGCUCGCAGCCCCCCUCCAGCCCGAGGACAAGCACAGCGCUUCCUCUGCAGGCCGGGCCCUCCCAGCCUGGGCCUGCCCUUGGGUUCCGCGGUGCCGAAUUGGGGCUGUGUGGGAGUUCAGCUUUCCGUGAGGGGAUCCCAGAAAACCACAGGCUGCCUGCAAACGUCUGGAGGAUGGAGGCAUGUUGGGGACCCCUGGGAGUCAGCUGGCAAAUUCGAUGCACUGGGGUGGCACAAACUGCAGCUGUGAGAACACAUCCUGCAAACAUGAACUACCAGCUUAUAGGGCUGAAUGCCAGCAAGCCAGUCAGUGAUGGCUGGGAGGACCGGGGAAGGGGACAUGGUGGCUGGAGCAGAGGAGAGGGGCUCUGGUUCCUCACCCGGCCCAGCUCCGAAAGGCUGAGUGUCACCAAGCCCUGAAGCACAUGGUGUUCCACAUCAGAGCAGCCCCGUUUGUGGCAGGGCUGGACCUUUAGCUGUGGUGCAGUUUCACACUGGUGAUGGCAGCCUGCCCCUUAGUGUCUGUACAGUCCUCAGAGCGCUCAAGCAGUCUGCAGUUACAAUUACAUGUGGUAACAAGUUAA
Messenger RNA from Harpia harpyja (harpy eagle), 1151 nucleotides. RefSeq lists its product as uncharacterized. NCBI's taxonomy places the organism in Eukaryota, Metazoa, Chordata, Aves, Accipitriformes, Accipitridae. The record is from RefSeq and is a predicted model, not a curated record. The coding region runs from base 1 to 987 and encodes 328 amino acids. The transcript has 8 exons.